GUACUCAGACCCUAUCCACCUUAAACAAAUGGGGUCAGGGUCUGGAAGCUCGCGUGACGUUCGCACAUCGUCGGUUUUCGAACGUCACGCGAGCUGGUGGUUAAUCAUGCAACGCUUUAAGUCACCAAUUCUUCCGCCAUUGUCCGCCAUAUUGGUCGGCCAACAAGCAUCAGCGAAACUCUGCAUCUUCUUCGCGCUACAGAAGACCCAUAUAUUCAGAAAAUAUGUUUGAAAUCGAGUAUAGUGACCUUCUAUUUGAGAUAAGUUCGAAAAUUGGCGUAAACCAAUUAGAAAGAUUGGUUUUUAUGUGUAGAAAGCAGAUCACAAAAGGCAGUGAAAGAACGAUUCAAAAUGCACUCGAAUUAUUUGAAAAACUUGAGAAAUGGGAUAAACUCGGAAUCAACCGGUUAGAAACUUUAAAAAAAGAUUUUAAAACAGUUAAAGAAUUGAUCCAUGUUCAAGAAGAUGGAAGAGUUUGAGAACAAGAGAAAAGGUGCUCAAUUAAUGCUAGUCAUCUUUGUUUUGAAAUUCAGCGAAAGAAAUUUGAAAAGCCGGAAGUGUCUAAUUGCUCAAGAAGUUCAAUUUAAGGCUUACAGCUUCUUCAUUGGUGAGAAAGGAGAUAAUUUCUUGUUAAGAGGGAUUAUGUAUUUAUAUGAUAAUUUUAUUUCUAGCAGUUAUUGCUUUGGAUUUUAUUAUUUUUGAAUUUAUUUUUCUGAUUUUUAAUAAUUAAAUCAUGAGAAAUUAAUCUGUGGCCCUAAUUCCGUUUUUUAGGGUGUUUAUCAUGGAAUAGAAAAAUUUUAUAAGUUCAGGUAUGCAUUAAAAUUUUACAAAAAUUGAUUUCUAGCACAUUUGUAAUUAAGUUUAUAAAAAGCAUUUCAUGGACUUGGGCUCUUAAAAGGGUUCAUUUAUGUCUAGUAAUGAAAUGAAGAGUUUUUUUGUGAUUUGUUUUGUCUAUGUUACAGUAAGCAUGCUGUUUUGUUCCAUUGUUUAAAAUUAUAAUGUUCAAAGGAUUAAAUUAUGGGAAUAGGCUUCAGAUUAAGAUUUUUAGAGCUCUACUCUGUGUUUGAACAUGUAACCUACAUACACAUGGAGGGUACAAUUGUUGUGGUGAUCCACAUUUAAUGGGUCAUCCAUGUGUGUCAGACUUAAGCUCAGGUGACUCAUAUUUCAGCCCUGUUCAGGGUUCACUUGUUGUGUCCUAGUUAAAGACCUCAAAGACUAAGUUUAUAGUGAUAGAGUUAGAGGAGAGUCAUUAUCAAAAGCUAUGAUCCACUGAAUACCAGGAUUUGUUCUAGCUUUUUACUAACAUUUUUUCUGCUCCAAUUGAGACUUUAAUGUGAUGAGCUGUGAAAGGGAGAGAAAAAAAUUGUCAAGACAACCUUAAAAGGCUGGGUGGAUGAAACCUAUGGUACAUUUGAUGGGGGGAUGUCUUGCUACCCAACUAACUGACUAUUAGGGACAUUGACAUUGUGCUCCAUGACCAUGUUGGCUUGGUAUUCUGCAUUUGAGAAUGAGAAUUUGUUCAACAAUCAAGAAGUUUUUCAGUUGGUGAUAUUUUCUUUAUUCUAUUAAUCUUCUUUGAUUCAGGGGCAAUAUUGUAAGGAGAAAUUAGAUGGUAGUCUCUCUUAAAAGUCAAGGGGUUGAACAUAAAAUAGUCAAAAGAAGGGAUGACAAAAAAAUAAAAAUUAUGCACAUUGGCAAAGUUUAGUUUUUCUACUGAUAAGUAAGCAUGUUUUAAGUGGCAUAAAUGUAUACUUAAUCAGUGGAUAGCAUUAAAGGUGCACUCUCAUGAUGAUUCGGCUACUCAAACUCUGAAUAUCCUUUGCUAUUGACCUCAGAAUAUCCUUUGUUAUUGACUAUCAAGCAACUUGCAGAUUUGCACCUGAAAAGAUUGUAAUUGCUCGUUGUUGGAAUUAAAAGUCAUCUUUUUUGUGCUUUAUUACCUCACUGUUUUAGUAAGUACUAAAAUAACUAUUCCUCCCAAUGUCUGUGGCUAGCAGUGAAUAUAUACUUCCCUUAUUGUUACUCAGUAAAUAUCUAUAACUAGCCACCUCCACUUUGGUGACGAGUUGUGACAUAGUUUAGUAAUUCAUGGUACUUGUAUGUCUUCCUUUUUAAUUUUUACAUGGAUUUAGUAAUGUUGGUCUUCACAGCUGUUGUUAUCUUCACUGUGCAGGAGCUUAAAGAGCAUUGGGGUCAUGGAGAGAGAUGGAAAUCUCUUUAAUGCAGAUGGAAUUGACCCUAAAGAACUUGAGAACUACAAACUGGUACAAUUAGUUCUCUAAAGUGUCUGUAUAUGUAUAUAUAUAAGUUUUAUUUUAAAAUUUCCUUAGCUAACAUUUGCGAACUGUUUCCUUUUUUGUCCAGGACAAUAAUGGGUCAGUUAAAGGUUUCCCAGGUGCAAAGGUUUGUGAAAUACUGUGAAAAAAUAACUGUGAUUCCUACCUCUAUGUAAGGUUUCACUAAUUUUUUAUGGCUAAUUAACAUUCUUGCCUAGGUUUUACAAACUCAAGGAAAUGCUGCUCUGUUUAUUCUGCUCUUUUAGUCCUUAAAUAAUGAAUAAUGAGGUGAACACUAGGGACAUGAAUUUUUAAUGAAGUAGCUCCUUCCUCUUAGAACAUAAGCAAGUUGAAAUGUUAUAGGAGUUCAACCUUCUAGAAGCAGAAUGUGACAUAUUAGUUCCUAGUAGUAUUUAAUUAUUUAAUCUUGGGCUGUUAUUUGGUUAUUAGGUUUUCAAGCUUGGUUACUCACUAGUGAUAAAGGUUAUCCCAGUUAGUCAGGGGGGGGGGAAUCUAUAAUAAUUCUUCAGGGUUUCCUGACAUAUCUGGUGAUGUUAAUUUUACAGUCAACCCUUUAUUUCCCAUGAGUGAUGAUGACACGAUUACUCCUUACAAUAUCAGUAGAUAUUAGGCAGAUGAUUAGUUGAACCAAUACCAAGCUCUGAAAACUAACAUGAUAAGAAUUGUAUGGUACACAGUAAGGAGAAUUACUCACUAGAUCUUGGGAAAUGGUUUAUUUAAUUUGUCUUUUUGUAAGCACAACAUAAAUGUUUCAGCCAUCGAUAGAAUUUGUCCCUCUUGAUCCAGAGUUUCCCAUGCUUACCACCAGACCACCUUGUUCCUCCUUGCAGUUGUCAGAAAUGUUAAUUUUUUUCCUUAUGCUAUCUCAAUUCCAUUGAAACAGAAUUUUAAUAAAGUUUAAAAAUAAAGUGCAAAGAAGAAGGGAGAAACACUCAACUAUGUGUCAUGUUUCUCCUUUGCUUCUUUCACACUCAAGCUGCUUCCCACAUGCUUUACAACAGAACAGAACAAUUAGUCAAGGCUUCUUAAUAUUUGUUAAAAGCAAUUCAGUUGACAACUUUACCUUUAUGUGAAUAGUAGACAGUGGAGACCAUCAGGUUAUGUUUUUUUUCUUGUCGACGUUGUGGGCUGACCACACCCGAGGCUAAGAAAGUUCUGAUUGAAAAUAAGAACUCAUUAUUCUAGUAAGUUUACAAUAAAAUGGCGAGUGCAAUCUGAAUUAAAUUGUUAUAUGAAGUUCUUGUAUUUGUUUAUCAUAAUUAAUUUUUACACUUGAUAAAUUGCUUGAGUUUAAAUAGAUUGUGACCAUUUAGGACUUGUAUUUGAAUAUGGAACUGGUGUGACAGUAUUCUAUUUUGAGUGGCUGAAGAACAUCAGUCGUGUCAGUUUUGGACGUUUGACUUGGAAAUACGAGAAGCAGGCAAAUUUUCAUCUUUUAGGUGAGCUUGUCUUUUCACCAUGAAUAUGUUUAAUGAUGGAUCUUAAUGAUUCAUUUUGUUUUAGAGAUAAGCAAUUUUACUAUGAGUAUCAAGUGAUCUAAGACAGCAUUGUCUUCACCACAUAAAAUAGUACAAUAUGACUGAGAGCAUGAGUUGCAGUUUCCUUUCAACCUCAAAUUCCCAUCAUGACUAAUCUUGCCCUUUCUCCCAACUGCAUAAGUUUUCUUCUUCUUUACUUCAUUAGCUACCAGAGACAGCCCACCUUUAAGGCCAUUUUGCUUGUUAAACUUUUUUGGUGACCUCUUUGCAUAGCUUUAAGUGAUUAAGAGUUUUAAAUGACCCCUUAUAUACAAAUGGAUUGUACAAGUGCUGUUAUUAAUUUUGAUUAAAUUUCUUAGAGUUUCUGCAUGUUUGUUCUUUUUCACCAGGUAGUGUCUUAGAAAGCCUGAAUAAUCAUUCCAAAGAAGUCAUUCCUAUAAAACCGUUGGCUGAGUUCCUGCAAAAGAUUGUUGUGAGCAUUGCUUUCUAUUUUCAGUUUAUUAAUAUGAACCACAGAGGUGAAUCUGGGGAAGGGGUGCAGAGGGUGUGCCACCCCUCCCCCCUGUGAUGACCUGUGGCUUUUUUAUAUCACUAAUGUCCUGAAAAAAAUUUAUUUUUGUCCCCGUGUCAGUUACGUCCUUCCUUAGUGGUGCACCCCCUCCUUAGAAAAAUCCAUAUCCAAAUUCUUGAUUCUUCUCUGCACCCAGCAUAGUUGAUUGAGCAGUGCCACCUUUAUUAAUUUUUUUGCGACUCAGUUACUGUGCAACCCAAAUAAACCCAGCUUUUCUGGAUGUGAUGUUUAUUAGGGGUAAUCUCUUAUCAGUAUUUUACUCUCCCUUACACUGCUUAUUUUGGGGAGUGGUGCUUCAUCAAGGGCAGUGCCCUAUCAAGCAAACAUAAUAGUUAAUUUUGCCUCCAAAUGGCUUGUUAACCCUGAGACGUAAGAUUCAUAUUUGAAAUAUAAUGUAGACUUAAUUUUAUUUUGUAGGGUGGAAAAUGUUUACCUUUUUCGUUUUCAUUACAUUGAAGAAAAAAGUUUGUAACCUUAUUGUGAUACCCAAGGGCGCAAAUGAAAAAGACAUUGUUCAUACUGGAUUGGAGUACACCAUGGAACAAUCAGCUAAGGUACAUCUUCUCCGUGACGGAUUCCAAGUUUCUUCUCAAAAUUAUGUCCGAUUUUUGUCCUUAACUUGGUUGCUGGGCUGUCGACAUAUCGCUAGCAUUCCCGGGAAAGACAAAUAACUGGAAAACAAAGUCCACUUUUGGUCCGUUUUGGCAUUUAUUUCUCUUCUACAAAUUUUUAGCUCAAAUAUGUAGUAUUUUGCUUUGCGAGAGUUUGUGAGACUUCCUAAAGGUUUAUUUUUUCGGGGAAAAGAGGUUAUCCUCUCAGUUGUCCUCCCAUUUUUCCUGACAGGUAUCUAAACAUAGAAUCUGGUAUGACCUAUUGUGAAUGAGAAAAGACUGUCCCCAAAAGAAAACAAUGACCGGGAAACAUCUUCUGAAAGAGUUUAUGAACAGUGUUUCUAGAAGAGUGAUGGGUUCGACUCUUGAUUGCGUAUUUUUCACAGUCUUUUUAUCAAUAUGAAGUGAACUUAGUUUUUCCUUUUCCCAUUCAGAAAAUUAUUUACUGUGCCAGUGAGCACGACCUCGGUCUAGACAUUAGGACGGCUGCUUACAUUAUGUCCAUGGAAAAAGUCUAUGUAGCGUAUAGCGUCGGAAUAAACUUUAUUGACAGGAGUAAAGAAAAAGUCAAUAAAGGUUUAUUUUUAC
This is a messenger RNA of Pocillopora meandrina, 5548 nucleotides long. Lineage: Eukaryota; Metazoa; Cnidaria; Anthozoa; Scleractinia; Pocilloporidae. The record is from the annotation of a GenBank genome assembly.